AUGUCAGCUUCUAGUAAAUUAAAAUCAUUUACAGUGAAUACUAUUUAUGGAAUUUCAGAUUACUUUGCACCUAGUCCAAUCAAAUGCUUUAAACAUGUUCAACAAACCCACAGUUUUAUACUGGAAUUUUAUGGCUUUUUAUUUAUCAGAAUAAUAGAAGUUAAGCAUAAAGAAGUAGGCAAAGAAGAACUAGUAAGCGUGUUUCUUUUAGAUGCCUUUAACAUUCUAGACCUUUUUUCUUCGCUAGGAUACACCCAAGAUACCGCUGCACAACUGUGCGAUAAACGAUCCCCAUUUGCAAAUGUGGAUUUAUUGGUGACUCCCCCUCCACAAGAUAAGCUCAUUGGUUUAGAAAGAAAGAAGAUGUCAAGGUCAAAAUAUUGCAUGGAUUAAAAAUAAAAUAUUCUUCUUUAUCUUCCUUCCCCUUAAUGAUUUUGAGCUACUUGAUAAUCUGGAUACAUAAAUGCUCUGGUGUCAGGUAUAGUCUUUUCCGUAGACGUGUACAAAGUAUAUAAUGCCGCACACUGAAGACUGCUGUACUGCAAGGCCAUAAUAGGAACAUUCUCUCUGUCCCAGAUACUAUUCGAGAAAUUUCUGUUACUUGCAGAUUCGAAAUCAUCCUUUGCAGCCUUUAGUAUCCCGAGGUUGGGCCAAUCCUUGAUGUACUUCUCAGCACACUGAAGAAAGUUUGGCUGGUGUCCAUCUGUACCACCAAGUUUGAGAGACAUAUCCAAUGCACUUCCAAGCUUGAUACCCAGCGUUUCUUCAAUAGUCUUUGCCAUAAAUCCAAUCGCCCACGUAACACGAUUCACUCGAGGAUGUGUGAGCAAGUAUGCAAGCUCAUUGUUCUUCUUUGUAUGGAGGGCAUUGUAAAUAU
This is a messenger RNA of Phycomyces blakesleeanus NRRL 1555(-), 877 nucleotides long. RefSeq lists its product as hypothetical. The transcript is spliced from 6 exons. NCBI's taxonomy places the organism in Eukaryota, Fungi, Mucoromycota, Mucoromycetes, Mucorales, Phycomycetaceae. The coding region runs from base 1 to 393 and encodes 130 amino acids. The record is from RefSeq and is a predicted model, not a curated record.